AUGUCAGGAAAUCAGAGAAGGCAGUGGAAGUCCAUGUAUAAAGGCCUGAUUCUGGGCAUGCUCCUUACCAGCUGUAUGAUACUUCUCUACUGUCUGUCUGCUCCUCAAGGUCAAGUCAUUCUACAAGAGGUUCCAGUACCUUACUCCUGUGCAUAUCACCCAGCUCAUGCAAAUGAUCUGCAAGUCUCAAACACCUCCCAUAAUGCUGGUGGUCAGACAAGCAUCUGCACACCCAAGGUGGAUGUCAUGUUCCUGAAAACACACAAGACGGGUAGCAGCACUGUGCUCAAUAUUCUCUUUCGCUUUGGGGAGAAGCACCAUCUCAAAUUUGCCUUUCCUGACAGCCGCAAUGACUUCUUCUACCCCUCACCAUUCCAGCGCUCACAAGUCAAGGACUAUCGGGCAGGCGUGUGUUUCAACAUCAUUUGCAACCACAUGCGCUUCAAUGAGCCUGAGGUGGCCAAGUUAAUCCCUGUGGAUACUACAUACGUCACCAUCCUACGAGAUCCAGCAGAGCUCUUUGAAUCGUCAUUUCACUACUUUGGUCGCCUGGUUCCCUUCACCUGGAAGAUACCAGGAGAGGACAAGCUAACAGAGUUCCUUCAGGAGCCCUGGCAGUACUUUGAUCCUGAGGGAUUCAACUCUUUCUACCUCAAGAACCUUCUGUUCUUUGAUUUUGGGUUUGACAAUAUGAUGGAUCCAGAUGACCCACGGGUGGAGGAGAGCAUCCAGGCCAUAGAGGAGCGCUUUCAGCUGGUUAUGUUAGUGGAACACUUUGAGGAGUCUCUAAUCCUCCUGAAGGAUGCCCUCUGCUGGGAAAUAGGUGACUUGCUGUUUUUCAAACUUAAUGCUCGCAAGGGCUCUAUGGUGUCCAGGCUGAACUCUCAGCUCAGGGCUCAAGCUCUUGAGUGGAACAAAAUUGACUGGAAGCUCUACCAGCAUUUUAACGUCACCUUUUGGAAAAAGGUAGAUGCCUAUGGAAGCGAACGCAUGGCAAGGGAUGUGGAGGAGCUCCGGAGGAGAAACAAGGAGAUGGCAGACAUCUGCAUAGAGGGCGGACAUGCUGUGGAAGCUAACAGCAUCCAGGAAGCAGCAAUGCAACCAUGGCAGCCCAUCGGAGAGAAGUCCAUUCUGGGUUACAACAUGAAAAAAAACAUAAGUAAAAAGCAUCGCAAACUAUGCAGAAAGAUGCUCACCCCAGAGCUCCAGUAUCUGACAGACCUGGGGGUCAACUUGUGGAUUACCAGACUCUGGGGUUAUGUAAGGGAUCUCAUCAACUGGUAGGGAUACACCACUGCCAACAGAAAAGGGAACGCUAAAUAUGAAAUCCGU
Messenger RNA from Scleropages formosus (Asian bonytongue), 1332 nucleotides. It is a transcript of the gene gal3st1a, whose product is annotated as galactose-3-O-sulfotransferase 1a. The transcript has 2 exons. Bases 1 to 1284 code for a protein of 427 amino acids. Lineage: Eukaryota; Metazoa; Chordata; Actinopteri; Osteoglossiformes; Osteoglossidae. The record is from RefSeq and is a predicted model, not a curated record. Gene Ontology annotation, biological process: galactosylceramide biosynthetic process; myelination. Gene Ontology annotation, molecular function: galactosylceramide sulfotransferase activity. Gene Ontology annotation, cellular component: membrane.